Messenger RNA from Coregonus sp. 'balchen', 14463 nucleotides. The record is from the annotation of a GenBank genome assembly. Lineage: Eukaryota; Metazoa; Chordata; Actinopteri; Salmoniformes; Salmonidae.
AUUCAGCAUCAACUUGGUAACAAGUUGUCACGGAGCGGCCUAUUAGUACUUCAUGUAGCGGUGGCUAUCGUAAUAGAAUAAUUCAAAAUAUAGUUAAAUCAUUCACGAUGCCUCCGAAGAAACCAGCUCAAGCUGCCGCCGGUAGUAAAAAAACGCAAGAAAAGAAGAAGGAAAAGAUAAUUGAGGUGAAAGCACUUUUGCGCACGAUAGCCAAAUGAUAUUGAAUAAUGCUAAGCUAGUUUGUGAGCUACAACAUGUACCGGUAGCUAGCUACAGUAACGUUCAAAGGUUAUUUUGUGAAGCUAGCUAGUAAGUUAGACAGAACGUUAGGCGUUAGAUGCUAGCUAGUUUUAUCACGUAUUAUUGAACGCAGAACAUUUUCCAAACGUUAUAUUUGCUAGGUACCAAGCUAACAAACGUUAGCGUUCUUAUGCUAACCCCUUUUUAAGAACGUGGUAGCUACUUGGUAGCUAACUUGUGCUUGCAUGAUGUAGCUAGUUAGCUGCAGACAGUAGCCAACAAAGGUUAACAUUUUAUUUAGUCGAAUUAAUGUUAGCUAGGUAGCUAAGUUGUCUGAUCGUCUGUCCACGGCUAGAAUUAACUGCUUAGUUAGUAGUUGUAACACAGAUGAAAGGUUGACUAGUUAGUUAUCAUAGCUUAUCGAAACCUUGUUAUUUUGUCGUUCAGAGGUUCAUUCUAGGUAGCCUGCCAAGUAUGUCCUUGUUAAAUUGCUGAUAUUCAAUUUGUUUAUCUUUUAUGUAGGACAAGACAUUUGGUUUGAAGAACAAAAAGGGAGGAAAACAACAGAAAUUUAUCAAGAAUGUCUCUCAGCAAGUCAAGCAAGUUCCUGGUAGUAAGGUAAGAUUUACCAGUUAGGCCUACAGACUUGUUGUUUCUCAAUUAAUUUUCCUAAUGACCACUGGCUUGACAUUUAUACAGAGAUGUUUGCCAUUAGAGCAUCAUCAACCUAUAGCCAUAAAAACCCGACUUUUGUUCAUGUCUUCUCUCUGGUCAGAAUGUACCCCAUUCAUAGACUAAUUGCUAUCUUCUGACCGGGGGAGUUUUGUUUAUUAGUUGGGAUUUGGUUCAAUCGUAAUAAUUGGAACUGCAAACAGUAAUUUUAGGAAAAAAUAUUAAUGUAGCCUUCUGGUUUAUGUGGCUUCAAAACUUAUUUAGUAGAUACUUCCAGUUGAUUUUUGGCAUCCAAUGUUGGGACAUUGCAACUCUAGAUGCUAGUCAAAUCAUAUUUUAUUUGCCACAUGCGUCGAAUACAAAAGGUGUAGACCUUACAGUGAAACGCUUACAAGCCCUUAACCAACAAUGCAGGGGAAAAAAGUGUGUAUUAAAAAAUUAUUAAAGAGCAGCAGUAAAAUAAAUAAACAGUAGGGAGGCUAUAUACAGGGGGUACCGGUACAGGGUCAAUGUGCGGGGGCACCGGUUAGUCAAGGUAAUAAACUCAGCAAAAAAAGAAACGUCAAUUUUCCAGGACCCUGUCUUUCAAAGAUAAUUUGUAAAAAUCCAAACAACUUCACAGAUCUUCAUUGUAAAGGGUUUAAACACUGUUUCCCAUGCUUGUUUUAAUGAACCAUGAACAAUUAAUGAACAUGCACCUGUGGAACUGUCGUCAAUACACUAACAGUUUACAGACGGUAGGCAAUUAAGGUCACAGUUAUUAAAACUUAGGACACUAAAGAGGCCUUUCUACUGACUCUAAAAAACACCAAUCAUCUGUGUGAACGUGCCUUAGCCAUGCUGCAAGGAGGCAUGAGGACUGCAGAUGUGGCCAGGGCAAUAAAUUGCAAUGUCUGUACUGUGAGACGCCUAAGACAGCACUACAGGGAGACAGGACGGGCAGCUGAUCGUCCUCGCAGUGGAGACCACGUGUAAAAACACCUGCAUAGGAUCGGUACAUCCGAACAUGACAUUUACAUUACAUUUUUACAUUUACGUCAUUUAGCAGACGCUCUUAUCCAGAGCGACUUACAGGAGCAAUUAGGGUUAAGUGCCUUGCUUAAGGGCACAUCGACAGAUUUUUCACCUAGUCGGCUCGGGGAUUAGAACCAGCGACCUUUCGGUUACUGGCACAACGCUCUUACCCACUAAGCUACCUGAGCUACCUACCUAAGCUACCUGCCGCCCAUGACACCUGCGGGACAGGUACAGGAUGGCAACAACAACCGCCCGAGUUACACCAGGAACGCACAAUCCCUCCAUCAGUGCUCAGACUGUCAACAAUACAUUGACAUUUACAUUUCUGUAAUUUAGCAGACGCUCUUAUCCAGAGCGACUUACAAAUUGGUGCAUUCACCUUAUGAUAGCCAGUGGGACAACCACUUUACUAUAUAUAUAUAUAUAUAUAUACACACACACACACACAGUGGGGAGAACAAGUAUUUGAUACACUGCCGAUUUUGCAGGUUUUCCUACUUACAAAGCAUGUAGAGGUCUGUCAUUUUUUAUCAUAGGUACACUUCAACUGUGAGAGACGGAAUCUAAACAAAAAUCCAGAAAAUCACAUUAUGAUUUUUAAGUAAUUAAUUUGCAUUUUAUUGCAUGACAUAAGUAUUUGAUCACCUACCAACCAGUAAGAAUUCCGGCUCUCACAGACCUGUUAGUUUUUCUUUAAGAAGCCCUCCUGUUCUCCACUCAUUACCUGUAUUAACUGCAUCUGUUUGAACUCGUUACCUGUAUAAAAGACACCUGUCCACACACUCAAACAGACUCCAACCUCUCCACAAUGGCCAAGACCAGAGAGCUGUGUAACGACAUCAGGGAUAAAAUUGUAGACCUGCACAAGGCUGGGAUGGGCUACAGGACAAUAGGCAAACAGCUUGGUGAGAAGGCAACAACUGUUGGCGCAAUUAUUAGAAAAUGGAAGAAGUUCAAGAUGACGGUCAAUCACCCUCGGUCUGGGGCUCCAUGCAAGAUCUCACCUCGUGGGGCAUCAAUUAUCAUGAGGAAGGUGAGGGAUCAGCCCAGAACUACACGGCAGGACCUGGUCAAUGACCUGAAGAGAGCUGGGACCACAGUCUCAAAGAAAACUAUUAGUAACACACUACGCCGUCAUGGAUUAAAAUCCUGCAGCGCACGCAAGGUCCCCCUGCUCAAGCCAGCGCAUGUCCAGGCCUGUCUGAAGUUUGCCAAUGACCAUCUGGAUGAUCCAGAGGAGGAAUGAGAGAAGGUCAUGUGGUCUGAUGAGACAGAAAUAGAGCUUUUUGGUCUAAAGAGGAAGAAUGAUGAGUACAACCCCAAGAACACCAUCCCAACCGUGAAGCAUGGAGGUGGAAACAUCAUUCUUUGGGGAUGAUUUUCUGCAAAGGGGACAGGACGACUGGACCGUAUUGAGGGGAGGAUGGAUGGGGCCAUGUAUCGCGAGAUCUUGGCCAACAACCUCCUUCCCUCAGUAAGAGCAUUGAAGAUGGGUCGUGGCUGGGUCUUCCAGCAUGACAACGACCCGAAACACACAGCCAGGGCAACUAAGGAGUGGCUCCGUAAGAAGCAUCUCAAGGUCCUGGAGUGGCCUAGCCAGUCUCCAGACCUGAACACAAUCGAAAAUCUUUGGAGGGAGCAGAAAGUCCGUAUUGCCCAGCGACAGCCCCGAAACCUGAAGGAUCUGGAGAAGGUCUGUAUGGAGGAGUGGCCCAAAAUCCCUGCUGCAGUGUGUGCAAACCUGGUCAAGACCUACAGGAAACGUAUGAUCUCUGAAAUUGCAAACAAAGGUUUCUGUACCAAAUAUUAAGUUCUGCUUUUCUGAUGUAUCAAAUACUUAUGUCAUGCAAUAAAAUGCAAAUUAAUUACUUAAAUCAUACAAUGUGAUUUUCUGGAUUUUUGUUUUACAUUCCGUCUCUCACAGUUGAAGUGUACCUAUGAUAAAAAUUACAGACCUCUACAUGCUUUGUAAGUAGGAAAACCUGCAAAAUCGUCAGUGUAUCAAAUACUUGUUCUCCCCACUGUGUGUGUGUGUAUAUAUAUAUAUAUAUAUAUAUAUAAUGACUGAGAGAGGUUGGACUGAGGGCUUUUAGGCCUGUUGUAAGGCAGGUCCUCACCAGACAUCACCGGCAACAACGUAUGUCUCUUUACCAGACAGGACUGGCAAAAAGUGCUCUUCUCUGACGAGUCGCGGUUUUGUCUCACCAGGGGUGAUGGUCGGAUUGGCGUUUAUCAUCAAAGGAAUGAGCAUUACACAGAGGCCUGUACUCUGGACGGCAUUGAUUUGGAGGUGGAGGGUCCGUCAUGGUCUGGAGCGGUGUGUCAAAGCAUCAUCAGACUGAGCUUGUUGUCAUUGCAGGCAAUCUCAACGUUGUGCGUUACAGGGAAGACAUCCUCCUCCCUCAUGUGGUACCCUUCCUGCAGGCUCAUCCUGACAUGACCCUCCAGCAUGACAAUGCCACCAGCCAUACUGCUCGUUCUGUGCAUGAUUUCCUGCAAUACAGGAAUGUCAGUGUUCUGCCAUGGCCAGCGAAGAGCCCUGAACUUAAUCCCAUUGAGCAUGUCUGGGACCUGUUGGAUCGGAGGGUGAGGGCUAGGGCCAUUCCCCCCCAGAAAUGUCUGGGAACUUGCAGGUGCCUUGGUGGAAGAGUGGGGUAACAUCUCACAGCAAGAACUGGCAAAUCUGGUGCAGUCCGUGAGGAGGAGAUGCACUGCAGUACUUAAUGCAGCUGGUGGCCACACCAGAUACUGACUGUUACUAUUUACACAUGUUACGUUUGCUGAAAAUAAACGCAGUUGACAGUGAGGACGUUUCUUUUUUUGCUGAGUUUAUGUACAAUUUACAUUUUAGUCAUUUAGCAGAUGCUCUUAUCCAGAGCGACUUACAGUUAUUGAGUGCAUACGUUUUCAUACUGGUCCCCCGUGGGAAUCGAACCCACAACCCUGGCGUUGCAAACGCCAUGCUCUACCAACUGAGAUACACGGGACAUAUGGGUAGAGUUAAAGUGACUAUGCAUAGAUAAUAAACAGAGUAAAACGGGGUGAGGUGGGGGGACAAUGCAGAUAGUCCGGGUUAUCCAUGAUUAGCUGUUCAGGAGUCUUAUGGCUUGGGGGUAAAAGGUGUUAAGAAGCCUUUUGGACCUAGACUUGGCGUUCCGGUACCGCUUGCCGUGCGGUAGCAGAGAGAACAGUCCAUGACUAGGGUGACUGGAGUCUUUGACAAUUUUUAGGGCCUUCCUCUGACACCGCCUGGUAUAGAGGUCCUGGAUGGCAGGAAGCUUGGCCCAAGUGAUGUACUGGGCCGUACGCACUACCCUCUGUAGUGCCUUGCGGUCAGAGGCCGAGCAGUUGCCAUACCAGGCGGUAAGCAACCAGUCAGGAUGCUCUCGAUGGUGCAGCUGUAUAACUUUUUGAGGAUGUGAGGACCCAUUCCAAAUCUUUUCAGUCUCCUGAGGGGGAAUAGGCUUUGUUGUGCCCUCAUCACGACUGUCUUGGUGUGUUUGGACCAUGAAAGUUUGAUGUGGACACCACGGACAUUGAAGCUCUCAACCUGUUCCACUACAGCACCGUCGAUAAGAAUGGGGUCGUGCUCAGCCUGCAAAGUAAAUACUUCUAAGACAGCUAAGAUAAAUGACUAAACUAGAAAAGGUUAAUUUCCUGAAUUUGUGGGCUUGCUUCAGCUGAAUCAAAAUGUGUAACCUACCAUAGCCAUUUGAUCUUUUUUAAUAGAAUGAGAUCAUUAUUUCAAAAGGCAUAAAAUGUAUGCACACGAUGCAUGCAUACUAACUGAGCUCAUGCAGGUGUUUACAUGGUUUUGCGCAUGUGCCAGAUGAUCGGAAUUUCAACAGCAGGACAAGCAUUUUAAAAUGUUGGUUUGAUAAUACUUUCCUGUGGAUAUUUUGUCAAUUUCCACUGGCAUAGGACCAACCAAGUGGACAAUUGGCAGAGUAAGUCCAAAUGACAGUUAAUUCAACAAACUGGCUACUCAAGGCAAAACAAGGCACCUUCUGGAAAAUUUAAAUGGAUAUAAAGCCAACCUAAUCUCAGCAAGCUAUAGCUUUCUAUUAGGUCAGGAGGCCGGCAAACCUGAUUCCUGUUGUGGACUUAUGACUAACUUGAUCAUGUUUUCCUAGGUUGGUGCGGAAGGGGACAAGAACAAAAAGGGUGACAAGAAGAAAGAGUUAGAUGAGCUGAACGAGCUUUUCAAGCCAGUGGUGGCUGCUCAGAAAGUCGCUAAAGGUGAGGAUGGAAAUGUCUUCAGCUUGUCGUCUAUAUUCCGCUGCAAAGUUUCCUCUGGUACAUAGAUUAUAUUAAACAGAGCAUUUUUCAGACAAAAGGACAUUUUGCAACCUUACCCUAUCGAAUGCUUAACAAACUCAUAUCGUGAGGCUUAAUCACUGAUUAGGCCGUUGUGGUCUACCCGCUACUAGUGUUUGUCAAGAAUUAGAACAUGGUAAAGGUGCAAAAAGGUAUUACGAUAUAAACUGAGCAUUUUCAGACAAUCUUUGUGCACCAGGCAAGCUACAGUGUUUAUCCUCAAUCUAUAAAAGCCAUCAGGUGUGCGUGGAGUUGCAUAAUAAUGAUAUGCCAUUUAGCAGACGCUUUUAUCCAAAGCGACUUACAGUCAUGCGUGCAUACAUUUUUUGUGUAUGGGUGGUCCCGGGGAUCGAACCCACUACCUUGGCGUUACAAGCGCCGUGCGGUUAUGUGUCGGAGAUACUAUAAGAGAUGUUCAAUGUUUUUCUAUUUGGAAUUUUAACAUUAUUCAUUCCAUUAGUAGAUAGUUUUAUCUGGAGGGUUAUAUCAUAGGUUUCAAUUGACACAAUUUGCAAUGUGAGUUCUAAGGUUAUUGCAAUGCAUGAGUGCUCUGUAAAAGAGCUGUCUCAAAUUACAAGAUUUACACUAAAAUGUAAAAGUAUUUGUAACAUCUUUAACAAAUGUUUGCUGUUAUGUUCAUAAAGUGCUUACAGAUUAUAUUGCAUGUUUCAAUGAAUGAGUUUGUAAAGACUUAUGUUUUUGAUGUACAUAAUUUAAGUAAUUACCCAAUAGUGUUACCCUGUGUUGGGUUACAAUAACAAAAGAGAAGGAUAUUUUCGGAAUGUGUAAUUAUUCUGUUCAUUCCACCUAUCUAUGGCAACAGUGGCAGGAAAGAGGUAAUGAGCGCGAGAAGAAACAUUCAGUACUUAUUACAUUUUCCUCUUAAUUCUGCAGGGGUGGACCCAAAGUCAGUUCUCUGUGCCUUCUUCAAGCAAGGCCAAUGUACCAAGGGAGACAAGUGCAAGUUCUCCCACGAUUUGACACUCGAGAGGAAGUGUGAGAAACGGAGCCUCUAUGUUGACAAGAGAGAUGAUGAGCUUGAGAAAGGUUAGUGUCUUCUAAUCAUUAGUGUUGUCAGCAGUGAAGAAACAACUGAUGUUUUGUAGAGCUCACUAUUUAUCCUGUUUUGUAUAGAUACCAUGGAUAAUUGGGAUGAGAAGAAGCUGGAGGAGGUAGUGAACCAGAAGCACGGAGAAGCUGAAAAGAAGAAAGCUCAAAGCUCAAAAACUCAAAUUGUAUGUUUUGGCACAUCCAUCUAAGAGCUAAGAUUCAUCAGUACUGCAUUCUGAAAGUCUUCAGACCCCUUCCCCUUUUCCACAUUUUGUGUUACAGCCUUAUUCUAAAAUGGAUUAAAUAAAUAAAAAUCCUCAUCAAUACCCCAUAAUGACAAAGCGGGAAAAAAAAGUAUUCAGACCCAUUGCUAGGAGACUCGAAAUUGAGCUCAGGUGCAUCCUGUUUCCAUUGAUCAUCCUUGAGAUGUUUCUACAACUUGAUUGGAGUCCACCUGUGGUAAAUUCAAUUGAUUGUACAUGAUUUGGAAAGGCACACACCGGUCUAUAUAAGGUCCCACAGUUGACAGUGCAUGUCAGAGAAAACACAGCCAUGAGGUCGAAGGAAUUGUCUGUGGAGCGCCAAGACAGGAUUGUGUUAAGGCACAGAUCUGGGGAAGGGUACCAAAACAUUUCUGCAGCAUUGAAUGUUCCCAAGAACACAGUGGCCUCCAUCGUUCUUAAAUGGAAGUAAGUUUGGAACCACCAAGACUCUUCCUAGAGCUGGCCGCCCGCCAAACUGAGCAAUCGGGUGAGUAGGGACUUGGUUAGGGGAGGUGACCAAGAACCCGAUGGUCACUCUGACAGAGCUCUAGAGUUCCUCUGUGGAGAUGGGAGAACCUUCCAGAAGGACAACCAUCUCUGCAGCACUCCACCAAUCAGGCCUUUAUGGUAGAGUGGCCAGACGGAGGCCACUCCUCAGUAAAAGGCACAUGACAGCCCGCUUGGAGUUUGCCAAAAGGCACCUUAAGACUCUCAGAUCAUGAGAAACAAGAUUAUCUGGUCUGAUGAAACCUAGAUUGAACUCUUUGGCCUGAAUGCCAAGUAUCACGUCUGGAGGAAACCUGGCACCAUCCCUACGGUGAAGCAUGGUGUGAGCAUCGUGCUGUGGGGGUGUUUUUCAGCGGCAUGGACUGGGAGACUAGUCAGGAUCGAGGGAAAGAUGAAUGGAGCAAAGUACAGAGAGAUCCUUGAUGAAAACCUGCUCCAGAGUGCUCAGGACCUCAGACUGGGGCAAAGGUUCACCUUCCAACAGGACAACGACGCUAAGCACACAGCCAAGACAACGCAGGAGUGGCUUCGGGACAGGUCUCAGAAUAUCCUUGAGUGGCCCAGCCAGAAGCCGGACUUGAACCCGAUCGAACAUCUCUGGAGAGACGUGAAAAUAGCUGUGCAGCAACGCUCCCCAUCCAACCUGACAGAGCUUGAGAGGAUCUGCAGAGAAUAAUGGGAGAAACUCCCCAAAUACAGGUGUGCCAAGCUUGUAGCGUCAUCCUCGAGGCUGCAAUUGCUGCCAAAGAUGCUUCAACAAAGUACUGAGUAAAGGGUCUGAACACUUAUGUAAAUGUAUAUUUCAGUUUUUUUAUUUUCAAUCAAUUUGCAAAAAUUUAUAAAAAACAGUUUUUUAUUUGUCAUUAUGGGGUAUUGUGAAUUGAUGAGGGGGAAAACACAAUUUAAUCCAUUUUAACAUAACGUGGAAAAAGUCAAGGGGUCUGAAUACUUUCCGAAUGCACUGUAUAUUAAGAUACAUUGGCCAUAGACUGACUUCUGCUUUUAUCGUCUUGUAGGUUUGCAAGCAUUUCCUUGAUGCCAUUGAAAACAACAAAUAUGGUUGGUUUUGGGUAUGUCCUAGUGGAGCUGACACUUGUAUGUACCGCCAUGCAUUGCCUGCUGGGUUUGUGCUCAAGAAAGACAAGAAAAAGGACGAAAAGGAAGAUGAAAUCUCAAUGGAAGAGUUGAUAGAGAAUGAGGUAGAUUUGACCACUUUUUCACUAAAAUUCAUGUUUCUACUUGAGAUAUCUGUCUAGUGUGUUAUUUGGCCCAUAUUAUGCUUAAAGCCACAAUGGCCACAAUGUUUGUUUCAGUCGGCAGCCCACCACUUUAUCCACUCUGAAAUUCAUAAAGAGCUAUGGAUGCCAGGACUGGCUGUUAAUGUUUGAGAUCACUCGUUGACCAACAUAAAACAAAUCCAAAAUGUGACUUAUUCAUAACAUAGUGCUGAGAUUGAGAUCCUGUGAAGUUUCUGUGGGCUGUUGUUAUUUAAGAAAUGUUACCAAACAAUUACUUUGUCUAUCAGCGAUCUGCCCUCGGACCAAAUGUCACCCGAAUAACUCUGGAGACCUUCUUGGCCUGGAAAAAGAGGAAAAGGCAAGAGAAAGUGGCGAAGGCAGAGCAAGACAUGGAGAAAAAGAAGGCUGAUUUCAAUGCUGGCAGGUCCUUUGGGGUGAGCUUUGAUUUUGUUUUGUCGCCAAACCUCGAAAUAGUCAUUUAUUUUGAUUGCAGUAUCACAUCUUACAGAUAAGUGGAAAACAUUUUAAUACUAACACAAGUUUUUGUUCUGUAGGUUAGCGGCCGUCAAGUAUUUGAGUUCUGCCCUGAUCUGGCUGAUGAUGACGAUGAGGAGGCUGAUGACAUAAAAUAUGUUGAGGACGAUGAUGAUGUUGAAGAGGUAAGCCUGAUAAACACAUUUUUAAAUAGGCAUGUAUCUCUGGGGAUACUCAGGAAAUCUUUACUGAAGUAGCUUGAGGAAGUGUGUUGGUGAUUUAAUUAUCAUGAAGUGAUACUUCUGUAUGACAUUGUUACUGGUUAUCCCUCCCCACAGGUUGAAGAUGUUCAGGAGUUCCAGGACAUCGAUCUAGCCAGGUUUGUUCCAAAGGAAGUUGACAACACCGGAAUAACUGUUGCUGCAGUUGACAGAUUCACAGCCAAAUCGAAGCCAACAAAGGAAAUUAAUGGUGAGUGUUUGAAAUUAUUCUCUGUCAAUAAAAUGAAUGGAAGCUACAUUAUCCUUGAUCACCAUUUUUUUCCUAAGCAUUUAUCUUUCUAUCCCAAUAUGUUUUCCAUAUCAUGUCUGUCUUUUAAACCUCUUUCUAUCACACAAUUGUCCCCCAGCCUUUAAAGGGGCAAUCCGGGAUUCACUUGUUUCGGUAAACAGCUGGUAAACUCUCAAAUUCGUAGACAGACCUAAUGAUACAACAAGGACUGACCAUCCAUGAGAUCAAAAUUAUAGAUUUAACCAUAUUUUAACGGGGCAAUCUGCAGUUGGUACGUUCACUUUUUGGAUUUAUAAAUGAAUGAUAUGUCCCCAUUGACUCUUGAAGAAUAAUUCUUAUAAAUGCCUCAUAAGCUUAGUUCAACUGUCGUACCCCAUCAGAACACAAAAUAUAAGCUUAUCUUACUCCAAUGUUUGUAAACAAAGGAAAAUGUGGUUAAAACCAGGGUUUAUAACUGACAUUUUCCAAUCGUUUCAUUCUGAACAGAAGCACUAUUUUUCUCUCGCUUCGUUCCACUGUUCCGACCAGCAAAAUAAAGUUCUGAACCAGCUCAAAAAAAAGUUACUGUUUAUCGUUCCUUUCUGUUCCUAUUUUAACCUGUGAAAUCAAGUUGUUUACAUUUUAGCUCAUUUAAAGUACUUCACCAACCAGUGCGGAUUGAACAGGCAAGAUAGUUUACAUGGGUGAUGAACACAAGUGUACCCUAUGGCGCAAGAUGUGACUGACAUUUUACGGGUGGGGAGCGAGUGAAGAGAGGGUUGACGAGCAGGCUUGAAGCACUAGGCAUCUUAUGACAUGCAUUAUCUGAAUUAGGUCCACAGAAUUAUACCUAGGAGGAGCAGCUUCUAUGAAGGAACUUUGAAUGUCCUUUUGAGAUAGCUAACAAGCUUGUGUGUGCAGAGCGGCACCAGAAUUACAAGCAUUUCGCUACACCCGCAAUAACAUCACAUUUUAUUUGAUUAGAAACACGUUCUACCUUUUUGUAGGUAAUAAAUCCAAUGUGAAAUGUGAUAACAAGGCCUAUAGUAAUCCUUAAGUAGCAUUGAAAAAUGUAAUCCAUUCUCUAGCUAAAACAAAAUCUCUCACGAUUCUAAUGUCAAUACAGUAGGCUAUACUUUGGAGGGGCAGGGAGCCUGCACACACACUGGCAAAUAUGUUCAGCUUGUGGGACUAGAAAAAAUGGCUGCAACGUAAAAUAACGUUAUUAACCAAUUUCCAUGUUUUUAAAAUAAAGGUUCUGUUCCGGAACAGUAUGGAUCACUUUCGUUCCAUUUCUGUUCUUUGAAACAUUUCUUUAUUUCCCGGUUUUCGGUUCUGUUCCCUGAACCGGUUCCAACUCCUGGUUAAAACUAUCAUUUUGAUAUCAUGGAUGGUCAGUCCUUGCAUCCAUAGCUCUAUGAAUUUGAGUGGUUACAUUUCUCCAGCCGCAUCCCAUAGCUUUUUACCGAAACAGGGGCAUGGAGGACACUUUGUAUCACGUGAGGAUUUCCCCUUUAAGCUAUACAGUGUUUGUUUACAAUUACAUUGCUUACAAAAAAUUGCAUAAAAUAAGCAUAUAUUUUGGGUUCUGAUGGGGUAUGACAGUUUAACUAAACUCAUGAGGAAUUCAUAAGUUAUAUUCUACAGGAAUCAAUGGCUACAUGAAAUUAUUUUCAAAAGUCCAAAAAUUUAAAUUCUUAUCCCGGAUGCUCCUUGCAUAAAGAUGACUCCCUUACCACGUCACCUACCAUUGCAAUUUUGUUCAUGGGUCACAGCACAGAUGCUGCGUGUGUGUGUGUGUGUGUGUGUGUGUAUAUAUAGUGCCUUCGGAAAGUGUUCACAACCCUUGACGUUUUCCACAUUUUGUUAGGUUACAGCCUUAUUCUAAAAUUGAUUAAAUUGUUUUUUCCCCUCAUCUACACACUACCCCAUAAUGACAAAGCAAAAACUGUUUUUAGAAAGUAUUCAGACCCUUUACUCAGUACUUUGUUGAAGCACCUUUGGCAGCUAUUGCAGCCUUGAGUCUUCUUGGGUAUGAUGCUACAAGCUUGGCACACCUGUAUUUUGGGAGUUUCUCCCAUUCUUCUCUGCAGAUCCUCUCAAGCUCUGUCAGGUUGGAUGGGGAGCUGCACAGCUAUUUUCAGGUCUCUCCUGAGAUGUUUGAUCGGGUUCAUGUCCGGGCUCUGGCUGGGCCACUCAAGGAUAUUCAGAGACUUGUCCCGAAGCCACUCCAGCGUUGUCUUGGCUGUGUGCUUAGGGUUGUUGUCCUGUUGGAAGGUGAACCUUUGCCCCAGUUGGAGGUCCUGAGUGCUCUGGAGCAGGUUUUCCAUCAAGGAUCUCUCUGUACUUUGCUCCAUUCAUCUUUGCCUCGAUCCGGACUAGUCUCCCAGUCCCUCCGACUGAAAAACAUCCCCACAGCAUGAUGCUGCCACCACGCUUCACCGUAGGGAUGGUGCCAGGUUUCCUCCAGAUGUGACACUUGGCAUUCAGGCCAAAGAGUUCAAUCUUGGUUUCAUCAGACCAGAGAAUCUUGUUUCUCAUGGUCUGAGAGUCUUAAGGUGCCUCUUGGCAAACUCCAAGCGGGCUGUCAUGUGCCUUUUACUGAGGAGUGGCUUCCGUCUGGCCACUCUACCAUAAAGGCCUGAUUGGUGGAGUGAUGGAGAGAUGGUUGUCCUUCUGGAAGGUUCUCCCAUCUCCACAGAGGAACUCUAGAGCUCUUGUCAGAGUGACCAUUGGGUUCUUGGUCACCUCCCUGACCAAGGCCCUUCUCCCACGAUUGCUCAGUUUGGCCGGGCGGCCAGCUCUAGGAAGAGUUUUGGUGGUUCCAUACUAAUUCCAUUUAAGAAUGAUGGAGACCACUGUGUUCUUUGGGACCUUCAAUGCUGCAGUCAUUUUUUGGUACCCUUCCCCAGAUCUGUGCCUCGACACAAUCCUGUCUCGGCACUCUACGGACAAUUCCUUCGACCUCAUGGCUUUGUUUUUGCUCUGACAUGCACUGUCAACUGUGGGACCUUAUAUAGACCGGUGUGUGCCUUUCCAAAUCAUGUCCAAUCAAUUGAAUUUACCACAGGUGGACUCCAAUCAAGUUGUGAAACAUUUUAAGGAUGAUCAAUGGAAACAGGAUGCACCUGAGCUCAUUUGAGUCUCGUAGCAAAGGGUCUGAAUACUUAUGUAAAUAAAGUAUUUCUGUUUUAUUUGUAAUACAUUUGCAGACAUUUCUAAACUUGUUUUCACUUUGUCAUUAUGGGGUAUUGUGUGUAGAUUGCUGAGGAGUUUUAUUUAUUUAAUCCAUUUUAGAAUAAGGCUGUAACGUAACAAAAUGUGGAAAAAGUCAAGGGGUCUGAAUACUUUCAGCGGCACUAUCUGAUGCCUUUGACUGAGCAUAUGUGUUGUUCUGAACCUGUACCUUGCACUCUCUCCCAGAUGACCAGCUGAACGGGGCUUGCGGAGGUGUGGAGGAGAACGGACACGACAGGGAAGACGAGACUCUCGAUGACAAAGAAGCAGAGCCCGUGCCUGUGGACGAGAACCUUUUCACCGGCGAGGACCUGGACGAACUGGAUGAAGAACUCAACACACUGGACCUGGAUGACUGACAAUGAUGACUUCUAAUAGAACAGUGCCUCAUGGACUAUGAAGAAGAGAUGACUAAAACAGAUUCACAAUAAAACAUCCUGAUGCUCACAUCUUGUUGCUGCUGCUGUUUUCUUUCCCUCUCAGUGGUCCUGAUUGCUAAGAGAGUGAAAAGGAUUUUAGAGGGGUUACAUCUUGAACGUGGUUCAUGUGAAAUCACCCGUUCUUUCUGGCUGUCCUGAAUCCUGUCUAUUGAUGUUUGGUUCUAUUGUAUAAACAUCCUCCUGACUUGUAUUAUUAGACCAUACCAUGACAGAUUGUGCAACUCCUUUCGAGAAUGUACAAGGGGGAGGUAGGGUUCUAGUGUAAAAAAAACGGAUUAAAUAGCAGAUUAAGAGCAAUUCCAUAGUCAUACAAUUAUUUGACACUUUUGGACUCUGCAUAUAUUGAGUUUUACAGAAUAAAGAGCCAUGACGUAGAGACCUGGAGGAAUACAUCCAAAACACCACGCAAAGAGAAUGUUCGCUAUGUGUCGAUAUUGAUAGGAAUGAAAGAAAGGCAAAUGUUGCUCUCAGAUCAGCAUUUCCCAUUCAAAUCUAACCUUAACAUUAGAAUUAUUCCAC